CACCCCAAGCAGUCAGGCCUGGAACCCUGGCCCCACCCAACGCAGCCCACCGCAGCCUCCACUUGGUGAGGGGGAGGGCCCGCCUGGAGCUGCCUGGCCAGAUCCCAUUCAGCAGGCGUCCUGGGGUCCCAUCCCUCCCAACACAGGGAGCCUGAUGCCCCACUACACCCGCCCCCUCGGAUCUGGAGUAUCUCCGGUAGCCACAUUUGCAGCCUCGUCUGUCUGUCCAGAACCUGCUCCCAGGCUGACAGUGAGCUGCAAGAUGGGCUCUGAGCUGGAGACGGCAAUGGAGACUCUCAUCAAUGUGUUCCACGCCCACUCGGGCAAGGAGGGGGACAAGUACAAGCUGAGCAAGAAGGAGCUGAAAGAGCUGCUGCAGACGGAGCUCUCCGGCUUCCUGGAUGCCCAGAAGGAUGCGGAUGCUGUGGACAAGGUGAUGAAGGAGUUAGAUGAGAAUGGAGAUGGAGAGGUGGACUUCCAGGAGUAUGUGGUGCUGGUAGCUGCCCUCACAGUGGCCUGUAACAACUUCUUCUGGGAGAACAGUUGAGCAGACGGCCCCAGUGGGCAGCGCCCUUCACCUCCACCCUGCCAUACCUGCUCCUUCACCCUGCUUCCCCCUCACCCCACUUUUCCCUCCCCACUAACAAGGGCGCAAGAGUAGUGGGCCAGGCCUGCAAUUCAUCUUUCAUUAAAGGCUCCUCUCUCAUCA
Molecule: messenger RNA, 709 nt
Organism: Mesoplodon densirostris (Blainville's beaked whale)
Lineage: Eukaryota; Metazoa; Chordata; Mammalia; Artiodactyla; Ziphiidae
Gene: S100A1
Product: S100 calcium binding protein A1
Exons: 4
Coding region: 155-547 (130 amino acids)
Biological process (GO): regulation of heart contraction
Cellular component (GO): sarcoplasmic reticulum
Molecular function (GO): calcium ion binding; S100 protein binding
Source: RefSeq, a predicted model, not a curated record